AUGGCUACCAUCGAGCCACGCUUGAUACACCUGCUGAACGACACUAACGUCACGCACUCGCCUUCUCGCGAUCUCCCUCCCAUCCAUUCAUUCUCCUUCAGAGAUGGCGGACAUCCUGUGUCUCUCCCUCCUCUCGAUCUGGAUGUCGGCGCCAGCCAGCGGAACGACAAGGCCUCCUCCCAAGUCCACACCCCUUUGAAACAGUUGCCACCCUUCUUCGAGCUCGGGAACGAGGAUGUAUCGCCAGGCCUAGUCCCUUCGCAAGAGGCCGGCGACCAAGGCACUCCCAAAACCAAGAGAUCCGGCCACUCGCUGCGCAUGCUCCUCGACCACGCCGAGAAUGGCGAUUCCUCAGCCCCUCUUCACAGGAUACUAGUUGACACAGAGGAAUCCCUGGACGAGGGGGCGCCGAAGAAGCGCCACCGCGCACUUACCGGCAAGGAUGAGCUCAUGCAAUUGCCCCAGCCGCUCAAGAGACAAAAGUCCACGCAGGAGGUCAAGAUUGCGCCGAUUAACAGCGAUCUUUCCAAUCAGCCACGCCCCAUGCCUCCUAUCAUCAGCGGCCUGCACCAACCCCCGCCAAGUGCCGCUGCCCACCUCCUCCCGCCUAUAUCAUCUGCCGGCUUUGGUGGUGGCGACAACGCGACCCCCAUUGGUCCCUUGCACGGGUUCGACUCCGCAACUCAUGACGGUCCCGGCCCUCCAGCACCUGCAGAAAGCGACAAGAAUGCUUCCGGCAAGGUCAAGCGGAGAGCUGCGAAACCGAGGAGGAAGUGGUCCGAAGAAGAAACCAACCACUUGCUAUUAGGAGUCAGUAAGCACGGUGUGGGCAAGUGGACGACCAUUCUUGAGGAUCCGAAUUACAAGUUCAACGAGCGCACUGCGGGGGAUCUGAAGGAUCGAUUUCGAACGUGCUGCCCAAACGAGUUGAGGACCAAGAGAGGCAACAAAGAGUCACAUUUGCCCAUUGAACCCGAUUUGGAGCCGCCACUACGUACCAAGACGAGUCUCCAGCUUGAGAACAUCUUGGUUGACGCCGAUGAUCCCGAUUCGGCCAAGGCAAAUCCGGGUGCUCAGCAGGAGUCCGAUGCCGCCCCAAAGCAGAAGAAGAGCCGGGCGCAUCGCAAGAAGCUUGAAGAUCUAGAGGAGCUGGGUAUCCGAGGACCGUUCAAAACGUCGCAUCGACGGGUAAGGAAGCCCUUCUCUGAACAAGACGAUAAGGACAUCCUGGAUGGCCUUGAACACUACGGACCAGCCUGGACCAAGAUCCAGCGAGACCCAAGAUUUGGUCUUUCUGGCAGACAGCCGACAGACUUGCGCGACAGGGUCCGCAACAAGUACCCCGAAACUUACGCCCGGAUUGAGAAGGGUUCCUUCCACCCCAAGGAGCCUGCUCGAAACACUGGCCCCUUGGAACCCUCAGUGAACACCUCUAUCAAGAACCCCUUACCCUCCUCAUCGGGGUCAUUGGAGAGACCUUUAAACCACGCUAGUUCCAGAGAGAAAUGGACGGUCCUCUCUGGUAGUCUUGACCUUUUCGAUGUCUCCAAUGCGCAUGGUUUCGCAUCAUUUGGAAGCGCGGGAGAGAUGGACAUCUCAAGGCUGCUGCUUGACGAUGCUCAUGGUCCAGAAGACAGAUAA
This is a messenger RNA of Thyridium curvatum, 1641 nucleotides long. RefSeq lists its product as uncharacterized. The coding region runs from base 1 to 1641 and encodes 546 amino acids. The transcript has a single exon. Lineage: Eukaryota; Fungi; Ascomycota; Sordariomycetes; Thyridiales; Thyridiaceae. The record is from RefSeq and is a predicted model, not a curated record.